This is a messenger RNA of Saccostrea cuccullata (small rock oyster), 1123 nucleotides long. RefSeq lists its product as uncharacterized. The transcript has 3 exons. The record is from RefSeq and is a predicted model, not a curated record. The coding region runs from base 544 to 1104 and encodes 186 amino acids. NCBI's taxonomy places the organism in Eukaryota, Metazoa, Mollusca, Bivalvia, Ostreida, Ostreidae.
AUCAACUAUACAUCGUUGUUAUUAACAGUCAUUAAAAGGGAGUAUUCAAACAUUUGUAUAAAGUACAUAUUUGCAACGAGGAAACUCUGUAACUGCAUGGUUAAAGGAAGAAAAUAAAAACUCUCUUUAUGUCCUUGUAGUUCUUCAAAAACAUGGAAAAUAAGGAAGAGCCAGUCUUCUCUCGUUGCAAAAUUGAUAAAACAGUGACCAUUGUAAGCAAUUCUAACCUUUUAGAGGAAAAAGAUCGCUCAAGUAUCAGGCAAUUGUUUUAAAUAGCAUGUAUCCAUAUAAUACACUUUAAGGAAGUGGAAACAAGUGUUGCCUGAAUGUAAACAUAUUUAGAUCUAGUUAAGUUCGAUAUGUAAACAAUAUCAGUUUCAAGUAGUUUUAAAAAUACUAGUGGUUGUUAUAUGCAGCAAAUGGAUCUGGAAUUAUGAGUUUCAACGCUUUGGUGCUGGUACGAAUAACUGGAUAUUUAUGACUAUCGUUCUUUUGUCUUAACGGGGAUUCCUUCAUUGUGUAAGGAGCCCCUUUUACCAAGCAAUGAAGGUCUUCAUGUUUCUAUUUAUAACUAAUUACUUUGCGGAUAUAUUGACCAAAAACUCGCAGAUGAUAUGUCCUGAUGAUCAAUUUUAUAACAAGGAAUCAGGAAACUGCACAGAAUGCCCGCCAGGAUAUUUUAAAUCAAACUGCUCCGAGCCGUGUCGAUACCCUAACUACGGUAAUGAAUGUCAGGAUAAAUGCACUUGUGGACAAGAGUAUUGUAAUCACAUUUUCGGAUGCAUCAAAGAUUUGCGAGAUAUCGAAGAAUCCAAAGACAGUGUCACUACCAUCAUAGCGGUAACAGUUACCGGGAUCGUUCUCAUCAUCUUCGCUUUCAUCAUUAUCUCCAUUGCAAACCGAAGAUUCUUCACCAGACACAUCAGGCAGAACGCCCACUAUGUCGGCACUGUAAUAGCUGAACAUACGGGAAACACGUACAACCCUCACUUACAUCGUACUGCAGAGUAUUCCAGACCUGAUGAAACCUGUAGUCAAGCCGACAACGGAGUGUAUAUGUUAGCAAACACACUUAAUAGAUAUGAAUAUACUGGUGUUCAGUAAACAUCAUUGUUUGUGGUGA